UUUGAAGGCAAACAUUUAACACUGGCGUUCACUUUACUAGUUUACUUUGCCACUCCGUCUGGCAACAAAGCAGAGCACUCACCGCAACUACAAAAUGUAUCUCGAAUUUGCACAAAUUCUAGCUCAAAUCAAAAAAGAAAUUCCACCAUAUGAUUUAAAGUACAGCAAAACAAGAAUCAGCAGCCAUUUCUUGAAUUGAACAGAGCAAAAUAAUGAUGGGUUUUUCCCAUCUUGGGCUGUUCUUACCUGUGCUGAUUUUUCUUCUUCAAAUUCUUGAAUUUGGGCAGACUCAUUUGGUUUCCAAAACCCAAUUGUCAGAAGAAAAUUCUUAUGCAUCAGCGUUGGGUGAUCCUGGGAUGAAGAACCCGAAUUCAAGAUUUGCAUUUGAAGCUUGGAAUUUCUGCAAUGAAGUUGGAGUUGAGGCGCCAAACAUGGGAAGCCCAAGAAUGGCUGAUUGUGCUGAUCAGAACUGCCCUAAAAUUGCAGAUGAUUCGAGUAGUUCGCUCAUUGAUUCGAGAAGCAAGUGUGUAAUACACCAUAGAGUGAAGGAUUCAGACAACAGACUGAGAACUGGUGACAGAUUCCCUAUUAGAGAUUUCAAGUCGUUCACAGAUCCUGAUGCUUAUGCAGUCGAGAAGGAGCUUUACCUCGGAACGCUAUGUGCCCCUCCUGAUCCUGCCAAUUCUUGGUAUUUUUGGAUGAUCAUGCUGAAAAACGGCAACUUUGACAAGAACACAACACUCUGCCCCGAGAACGGGAAGAAGGUUGCAAAAAUAGUCACAGACCGGAGUUUCCCUUGCUUCGGUGAAGGGUGUAUGAACCAACCCCUCAUGUUCCAUAACAAGUCCAAAUUGGUCUCGUUUUCCGACAGCAGUGAUUCUAUGGUUGGAGGGUUUUACGGGACGUAUGAUCUUGAUGCUGAUCUGAGCGCAGGUGCAGGAGAAAACUCUUUCUUCUCGGCUUCGUGGCAGAAGAAUUUGAGCACAGGUAGUUGGAUCCUAUCGCAGAAGCUCACAACGUCAACUAAGUACCCUUGGCUUAUGUUGUAUCUGAGGGCAGAUGCGGCGGAAGGAUUCAACGGAGGAUAUCACUACAACGGGCGUGGAAUCAUGAAAACGCUGCCAGAAUCUCCGAAUUUCAAGGUGAGACUGACACUGGAUGUCAAACAAGGCGGAGGUCCCAACAGCCAAUUCUAUCUGCUUGAUAUCGGAGGUUGUUGGAAGAACAACGGCGAUCCUUGUGACGGGGACGUUCUGACGGACGUGACGCGAUACAGUGAAAUGAUCAUCAACCCUGCAACAACUAGCUGGUGUCGUCCUGAUAAUCUCGUCUCGUGCCCACCGUACCACACAAGUCCCACCGGAGAGAUGAUACACAGAAACGACACGUCUCGAUUCCCUUAUUCUGCGUAUCAUCUCUACUGCGCUCCUGGCAAUGCUCAGUAUUUGGAGAAACCCUAUGACAUCUGUGACCCAUAUAGCAACCCGCAGGCGCAGGAGCUCGUGCAGAUUCUCCCUCACCCCGAGUGGGCCGUGCAUGGCUACCCUAAAAGAAAAGGAGACGGGUGGAUUGGAGAUCGGAGAACUUGGGAGCUCGACACCGGAGCCCUCUCUAACCGUCUGUAUUUCUAUCAGGAUCCAAGAACAAAACCAGCAAAACGAGUGUGGAUUUCAAUCAAUGUUGGUACAGAAAUAUAUGUUAGCCCAGGUGGGGUUACUGCAGAAUGGAGUGUAAGUGAUUUCGACGUUUUGGUUCCAAACAAUGGUGAAGAGGAAUACAUGUAGAGAGUGACGUAAUUUUGCAUACUUUUCUUUUUUUACAUAUUCGAUCUACCCUAGGUAAAUAUCAUUUUCACAAAGGGGCUCUUGGGGCGUCGAUGCUCUUAAGAGCCCCUCCUCCACGCUCGUGACCUCUAAAAAUUUCAUUUUCAAUUC
Salvia miltiorrhiza (redroot sage) is the source of this 1934-nucleotide messenger RNA. RefSeq lists its product as uncharacterized. Lineage: Eukaryota; Viridiplantae; Streptophyta; Magnoliopsida; Lamiales; Lamiaceae. The coding region runs from base 213 to 1784 and encodes 523 amino acids. The transcript is spliced from 4 exons. The record is from RefSeq and is a predicted model, not a curated record.